AUGCGUGUCGAUCCCUGUUUCUUUUGCGGCCGUCCGGCCUGGCCCUCCAAGGGCAUUACCUUUAUGCGUAACGAUGGCAAGUCCUUCCGCUUCUGCCGCUCCAAAUGCCACAAGAACUUCAAGAUGAAGCGCAACCCCCGCAAGCUCAAGUGGACCAAGGCCUACCGCAAGAACGCCGGCAAGGAGAUGGUGGUCGACAGCACCCUGCAGUUCGCCGCCCGCCGCAACGUGCCCGUCCGCUACGACCGCGAGCUCUUCCAGAAGACGGUCAAGGCCAUGGAGCGCAUCUCGGAGAUCCGCCAGCGCCGCGAGCGCAUCUUCUACAAGCGCCGCAUGGCCGGCAAGCGCGCUCGCGAGGUCGCCGCCGCCCGCAAGCUGGUCGCCGAGAACGAGCACCUGCUCCCCCGCCUGCGCGGCUCCGAGAAGAGGAGACUGGCCGAGCUCGCCAAGGAGACGGGCCAGGACGUCGAGGAGCUCGAGCGCGACGAGCUGGCCAAGAAGGCCGCCAGCAAGAAGACCAAGGCGUUCGGCGGCGAGGUCAAGAGGCUCCGCGUCAGGACAGACGGCGGCGUGGAAGAGAUCUCGGAGCGCGUUGGUGGUGGAAACGUUGUCGAUGAGGAUGAUGACAAUGACGACGAGAACGAUUUCGAGGACGUUAACGACGAUGACGAGAUGGACACCGACUGA
Messenger RNA from Sordaria macrospora k-hell, 687 nucleotides. RefSeq names its product ribosome biogenesis protein RLP24. Gene Ontology annotation, biological process: ribosomal large subunit biogenesis. Gene Ontology annotation, cellular component: nucleolus. Lineage: Eukaryota; Fungi; Ascomycota; Sordariomycetes; Sordariales; Sordariaceae. The record is from RefSeq and is a predicted model, not a curated record.